Molecule: messenger RNA, 1591 nt
Organism: Oryza brachyantha (malo sina)
Lineage: Eukaryota; Viridiplantae; Streptophyta; Magnoliopsida; Poales; Poaceae
Product: pyruvate dehydrogenase E1 component subunit alpha-1, mitochondrial
Exons: 8
Coding region: 126-1298 (390 amino acids)
Biological process (GO): pyruvate decarboxylation to acetyl-CoA
Cellular component (GO): intracellular membrane-bounded organelle
Molecular function (GO): pyruvate dehydrogenase (acetyl-transferring) activity
Source: RefSeq, a predicted model, not a curated record
AAGAGCGGAACGAGAAAUUCGCAGGGAAAAAUCUCUCCUCUCCUCUCCUCUCCUAUCUUCUUCCUCCCACCCACCCCCGAUCCGCCCUCGCCGUCGCCGCCGCGAAACCCUAGGGAGCCGUCGCCAUGGCCGCGGCCGUGCUCCUCCGCCGCAUCCCCGCCGCGCGGGCCCCGGCCACGGCGCUCAUCGCGGCCCGCUCGAUCUCCGAUUCCACGGCGCCGCUCACCAUCGAGACCUCCGUCCCCUUCACCUCCCACAUCGUCGACCCGCCGUCGCGCGACGUCACCACCACCCCGGCCGAGCUCCUCACCUUCUUCCGCGACAUGUCCGUGAUGCGCCGGAUGGAGAUCGCCGCCGAUUCCCUCUACAAGGCCAAGCUCAUCCGCGGGUUCUGCCACCUCUACGACGGCCAGGAGGCCGUCGCCGUCGGCAUGGAGGCCGCCAUCACCCGCUCCGAUUCCAUCAUCACCGCGUACCGCGAUCACUGCACCUACCUCGCCCGUGGCGGCGACCUAGUCUCCGCUUUCGCCGAGCUCAUGGGCCGCCAGGCUGGGUGCUCCCGCGGGAAGGGCGGAUCCAUGCAUUUUUACAAGAAGGACGCCAAUUUCUAUGGCGGGCAUGGUAUCGUCGGUGCUCAGGUUCCCCUUGGAUGCGGUCUCGCCUUUGCACAGAAGUACAGGAAGGAGGAAACUGCUACGUUUGCCCUCUAUGGUGAUGGUGCCGCGAACCAAGGUCAGCUCUUUGAGGCCCUAAACAUAUCGGCCCUUUGGAAGCUGCCAGCCAUACUGGUCUGCGAAAACAACCACUAUGGGAUGGGAACGGCUGAGUGGAGGGCAGCAAAGAGCCCCGCUUACUACAAGCGUGGUGAUUAUGUGCCUGGAUUGAAGGUUGAUGGAAUGGAUGUUCUUGCUGUGAAGCAGGCUUGCAAAUUUGCAAAAGAACAUGCUAUUACAAAUGGCCCAAUUGUUCUUGAAAUGGAUACCUACAGGUACCAUGGUCAUUCUAUGUCAGAUCCUGGAAGCACUUACCGCAGCAGGGAUGAGAUCUCAGGUGUAAGACAGGAGCGUGAUCCAAUUGAAAGGGUUAGGAAGUUGAUCUUGGCUCAUGACCUAGCAACUCCUGCUGAGCUCAAGGACAUGGAGAAAGAAAUCAGAAAAGAAGUCGAUGAUGCCAUUGCGAAAGCAAAGGAGAGUCCUAUGCCUGAUACUUCUGAGCUCUUUACGAAUGUAUAUGUCAAGGGUUUUGGAGUGGAUUCAUUUGGAGCAGACAGGAAGGAAUUGAGAGCAACACUUCCAUAGGCUGACAACGAGAAGAUGGCGACAUUAUUUCUUCUAAUAUGAUAUGAUAGCCUGGAGAAAUAAGCAUUGGUGAAGAAGUCCUCAGGCAUUUCUGCCAUUCUUUGUUGCAAAAAUGAACCUGUACAGAGAUGCGUUGUCAGGAAGAAUCGCACCAUAUUUGUUUUUGCUUCUUUUCCACCCUUUUCUGCAAUUCAUCUAACCGCUGUUGUCAGGCUUCAAAUUCAAGCUUGAGACUUUGCCUGCGUGAUUGCUCUUUUUGGGAAGAAAAUAUUGAGAUUAUAACUUCUUGUGUG